AUGGCUCCAUCAGUCUCAUCAGGAUCCUACAACUCUCUUUUGCGCUCUGUCGCCACAAAACUUCUCACCGAGUCGGGUUACGGACUGCAUCACCUGCACCACGCGUCCAGCUCUGGCAUUCGAGAUAUCGUGCACCACCUGCUUGUCGCUCGCCCACCUACAGACGACUGUGGCUCCAAGCAAGAGGAGGAGCUCUACACCCAAGUGGAGAGUCUGCUAAACCUUGAGCUUACACAACGCAAGACCAUCGUGGACGCUCUGAAACUACCAACUGUGAUACCCUCGUCGUCUCCAGACGCACACGGUUUCCAGCAGAUUGCAUUGUGGAAAGGAGACAUCACUACGCUUAGAGCCACUGCCAUUGUGAACGCCGCCAACUCCGCUCUUCUCGGUUGUUUCCAACCAUCUCACAAAUGUAUCGACAACGUCAUCCACAGUAUGGCGGGGCCUCGUUUACGUGCUGCUUGUCAUGAAAUUAUGUCUCGUAAGGCUCAUGAGGAGCCUGGUGGCAACGCACAGAUCACACAGGGCUUUGCUCUGCCAUCCUCCUUUGUGAUCCACACAGUCGGUCCGCAACUACGUCAUGGCGAACAGCCAACUGCAGCGGAGUGCGACCAGCUCCAGUCGUGCUACACUAAGUCCCUGGACUUGCUGCUAAAGAAAGUUGGAGACACUGAACAGCAUGUGUCUAUUGCGUUCUCGUGUAUUUCGACUGGGUUAUUUGCAUUCCCGAGCGACGUAGCUGUGCCUCUAGCGGUCAACAGUGUGCUGGAGUGGCUGAAUCAGCAUCAAGAGGAAACGCGAGGAUGGAAGAUCAUCUUCAACACGUUCCUCAAACGCGACUACGAUCUGUACAAGAGUUUUAUCGAGAGCAAGUGUCCGGGUAACGUCACUCUACCCCCUGUACCGGUAUCCUCCGCUAUACAGAGUGCACUUCGAGCAGUGCAAGAUGCCGACUGCCUUCUUGUAGCUGCCGGUGCUGGACUCUCGGCUGCCGCUGGUCUCGACUACACGUCCGAAGCAGUGAUGAAGAAGUUCCACCCUGACAUCAGGAAGAUUCUCCCCAGCUUUCGUAUGAUCUUUGCCCGGUUCGACUGGGUACGACACCGCACGGCGCCCACUUACGACUAUGUCAAGAAGAUCUUCAACUCGUUUGAAAGCCGCAAUCCCGGCUCUGCUUUCGUCGAGACCAGCAACGCCGACGGAAUGUUCGAACAGGAAGGUUUUGACACGAAAUCCAUCUACAUCAUGCAGGGAGAUUACGGCCGGAUCCAGUGUUUGAAGCCCUGUGCACAAGACAGUGUCUGGAGCUCUCGUCCAUUCAUGGAGAAGGCACUCGAAAGCUUCAACCCGAAGACGUACAGAGUCGAAGACCCCGCUGGAAUCCCUAAAUGCCCUAGAUGUGGUGGCAAAUUGUUUCUUCUCUUGCGUGUGGACGACUCGUUCUUGCAGAGCGCAUUAGAGGGAGGCCGUGCCGUGUACAACAAGUGGCUGUCUGGAGUGCUGGGCCGAGUGAAACACGACGGCAAGAAAUUCGCGAUUCUCGAAGUUGGCGCGGGUUUCAACACUCCUGGCGUCAUUCGCAUGCCAAACGAACGUCUCGCAUACACCGACGGAGUGCAACUCAUUCGAGUAAAUCCGGAAUACCCGGAGAUGCCCUUCCAAUCACACGGUGUGGGGGUCCCUGAGGACGCCAAUGCAGUGCUGGAAUACAUCUCGAAGCACGUUGAUACCAGGUAA
Phytophthora infestans T30-4 is the source of this 1740-nucleotide messenger RNA. RefSeq lists its product as uncharacterized. The record is from RefSeq and is a predicted model, not a curated record. The transcript is spliced from 2 exons. The coding region runs from base 1 to 1740 and encodes 579 amino acids. NCBI's taxonomy places the organism in Eukaryota, Oomycota, Peronosporomycetes, Peronosporales, Peronosporaceae.